Molecule: messenger RNA, 2676 nt
Organism: Saccharomyces mikatae IFO 1815
Lineage: Eukaryota; Fungi; Ascomycota; Saccharomycetes; Saccharomycetales; Saccharomycetaceae
Gene: GAL4
Product: galactose-responsive transcription factor GAL4
Exons: 1
Coding region: 1-2676 (891 amino acids)
Biological process (GO): positive regulation of transcription from RNA polymerase II promoter by galactose; DNA-templated transcription
Cellular component (GO): nucleus
Molecular function (GO): RNA polymerase II cis-regulatory region sequence-specific DNA binding; zinc ion binding; DNA-binding transcription factor activity, RNA polymerase II-specific
Source: RefSeq, a predicted model, not a curated record
AUGCCUUUGAGGACAGGCAGAAAUCGAACCUAUAGAAAGAUGAAGGUACUGUCGUCUAUUGAACAAGCUUGUGACAUUUGCCGACUUAAAAAGCUCAAGUGCUCAAAAGAAAAACCAAAGUGCGCUAAGUGUCUGAAGAAUAACUGGGAGUGUCGCUACUCCCCCAAGACCAAAAGGUCCCCCUUGACAAGGGCACAUCUGACAGAGGUAGAGUCGAGGCUAGAAAAAUUGGAGCAGCUGUUUUUACUCAUGUUUCCUCGAGAAAAUCUCGACCACAUUUUGAACAUGGACUCUUUGCACGAUAUAAAAGUCGUGUUGACACAAUUAUUUUUACAUGACUAUUCUAAUAAAGAUGCUGUCACUGAUAGCAUGGUCUCCGCACAGAAAGAUGCUAACAGAGGAUUGCAGCGGUACAUGAUAACUGCAACAUCAUCUUUGGAAGAAGAUGGCGACAAUGAUCAAAGACAGUUGACUGUAUCAACGGAUUCAGCAGCUCAUCAGGAUGGCUCUAGUAUCCCGUUGACUUCUAUGCCUAGGGAUGCUCUUCGUGGGUUUGACUGGUCUGAAGAAGAUGAAAUAUUGGCUUGCUUGGCCCUACUGAAUACAGAUCCCAACAAUAAUGGAUUCUUUGGAGAGGGCUCCCCCAUAUCAACCCUCCGAUCCAUCGACUUUAGUCCGGAAAAAUAUACAAACUCGAACGUUAAUAGACUUCCGACCGCAAUCACUGAUAGGUACUCCUUGGGCUCUAGGUCUACGACAUCCCGAUUCAUUCAAAGUUAUCUGAACAAUUUUCAUCCCUACUGCCCUAUCGUGCACUCUCAGACACUAAUGAUGUUAUAUAAUAAUCAGGUUGAAAUCGCAUCGAAGGACCAAUGGCAAAUUCUGUUCAACUCCAUAUUGUCCAUCGGGGCCUGGUGCAUAGAAGGAGAAUCUACUGAUAUAGAUUUAUUUUAUUAUCAGAAUGCUAAAUCCCAUCUUACGGGUAAAGUCUUCGAGUCAGGUUCUAUAACUUUGGUGAUAGCCUUGCACCUACUGUCACGAUAUACACAAUGGAGACAGAAAACAAAUACUAGUUAUAAUUUCCACAGCUUCUCUCUGAGAAUGGCCCUAUCUCUGGGUUUGAAUAGAGACCUCCCCUCAUCUUUUAAGGAUAGCAGCGUUUUAGAACAAAGACGCCGAAUUUGGUGGUCUGUCUACACCUGGGAGUUCCAUUUAGCUCUGCUUUAUGGUAGAUCCAUUCAGUUUAUCAAAAACACAAUCUCUUUUCCUUCCUCUGUUGACGAUAUGCAGCGUACUACAUCAAAUCCCACCAUUUACCACGGCACCAUAGAAACAGCAAGGCUUUUACAAGUUUUUGCGAGGAUUUGCGAACUCGAUAAAACAAGUACUACAGAAAAUAGUCCAAUGUCUGCUAAAAAAUGUUUGGCCAUCUGUAAUGAAAUUGAAGAAGUUUCUAGACAGAUGCCUCAGUUUCUACAAAUGGACAUUCCUUCCACAACUUUAGCCAACUUGUUAAAGCAGCAUCCUUGGCUAUCUUUUACACGAUUUAAACUCAAGUGGAGACAGCUGUCGCUUAUCAUUUAUGUAUUAAGAGGGUUUUUUACAAAUUUUAAUCAACAAAAGUCACAACCACAACGAGAUCAAAGUCAUCACCAAAGUUACGAAGUUGAACGAUGUUCUAUCAUGCUAAAUGAUGCGGCACAAAGAAGUAUCAUGUCUAUAAGUAACUAUAUGGACAAUCAUGCGAUGAACCCUUAUUUUGCUUGGAACUGCUCUUUUUAUUUGUUCAAUGCAUCGCUAGUGUACAUCGAAGCCUUAUUAUAUAGCCCACAAUCAAAUUCAGAUAGCAACGAAACUGCACAAUUAUUGCAACAGAUCAACUCCGUUCUGAUAUUAUUGAAAAAUCUGGCAACUUAUAAAGUACGCACUUGUGGAAAAUAUAUUCAAAUAUUGGAACAAGCAUGUGCUCCGUAUCUGACCUCUUCUUGUGUGAACGUAUCUUCUAAUAAUAAUAGUAACACCACAAGAAGCAAUUAUGGUUCUGCAGCCGUCUCACAAUAUCCUACCCUUCAAGAGGACAAUGUCAAUAAUAGCAGUGCAAGGUAUGUUUCCGCUAAUUCAGUAGGGUCUUCACCCACGCCAUUGAAGUCAGGAGCAAGUUUCAGUGACUUGGUAAAACUGUUAUCUAAUCGUCCACCUUCACGUAACUCGCCAGCAGUGAUAACAAAAAACACACCACCUCAUCGCUCCCUCACGCCUUUCUUGGGGCAACAACAACAGUCACAGUCAUUUGUACCACUGACCCCAUCUGCCUUAUUUGGUGGGAUAAACUCUUAUCAGAAUGGGAAUAAUAUAACUGAUAGUUCAUUAUCCUUUUCCUUCAACGCCAAUGGUAAUGGUACAACCCUCAUGACAACUCCGGCAAAUUCGCAAGCGCUUGCUCAGCCAAAUGCCUCCUCUAAUCUGCGUUACAACUUUAUCAAUAACAAUCAAAUCACAGCCAGUAAAAUUGAUGAUGAUGAUAAUUCAAAAUUGUUAGCACCUAGCUGGACGGAUCAAACUGCAUAUAACGCAUUCGGUAUCACUGCUGGGAUGUUUAAUACGACUACAAUGGAUGACGUAUACAACUAUUUGUUUGAUGAUGAUGAUACCCCACCCAAUCCAAUAAACGAAUAG